Gasterosteus aculeatus aculeatus (three-spined stickleback) is the source of this 3055-nucleotide messenger RNA. RefSeq names its product VPS16 core subunit of CORVET and HOPS complexes (gene vps16). Gene Ontology annotation, biological process: intracellular protein transport; vacuole fusion, non-autophagic; endosomal transport. Gene Ontology annotation, cellular component: HOPS complex; lysosomal membrane; endosome. The record is from RefSeq and is a predicted model, not a curated record. Gene Ontology annotation, molecular function: actin binding. NCBI's taxonomy places the organism in Eukaryota, Metazoa, Chordata, Actinopteri, Perciformes, Gasterosteidae.
GAAGAAGAAGAAGAAGAAGCAGCAGCAUCACCUGACUGACUGACUUGACGUUAGCUUAAUGCUGACAGAGCCAUCACGUAGAAGACGGGCGUCCCUCAGGAGACGAGCACGAUGACGUUUAUCACAGCCAACUGGAACCCGCUGGGGGAAGCUUUCUAUCGGAAGAGUGAGCUGUAUGAGAUGUGUUGGAACCUAAGAGACGGACUCCGAGACUGUCUGGUGGCUGCAGCUCCAUAUGGAGGUCCAAUAGCUCUCCUCAGAGAACCUGUCAGACGGUCUCCUAGUUCUCGUCCUCAGCUUGAGAUUUAUUCUGCAUCUGGAGUAUCCAUUGCCAGCUUCCCGUGGAAGAGUGGUCCGGUGGUCCACUUGGGUUGGACGGUGAGUGAUGAGCUGUUGUGUAUUCAGGAGGACGGAUCGGUUCUGAUCUACGAUCUGUUUGGGUCUUUCAAGAGACACUUCAGUAUGGGACAGGAAGUGGUCCAGAGUCAGGUUCUGGAAGCCAAAGUGUUCCACUCUCCGUAUGGAACAGGGGUUGCCAUAGUAACAGGCUCAUCACGCUUCAUCAUGGCAACCAACAUUGAUGACCUAAAGCUCAGAAGGUUACCUGAAGUCCCUGGUCUACAAGGGAAACCCUCCUGCUGGGUCGUCCUCAACCAGGACAGACAGACUAAAGUCCUCCUGUCCACUGGAUCUGAACUGUACAUCCUGGACAACACGUCCUGUACUGCGGUGAGUCUUCCAGGUCUUGCUCCUCAGGGCGGCAGUAUUGUCCACAUGUCUGUGUCUUUCAGCUAUAAAUACCUGGCUGUCUUAACUGACUCUGGUCACCUGUGGACAGGCCCCUCCCAUCUUCAGGACAAAAUGAGUGAAGUUGACACUAAAAAGUUGACACCUCCCAAACAGAUGGUCUGGUGUCGCAGACCAAAGAGUCAGCAGCCGUCUGUGGUGUUGAUGUGGGACAGACUGCUCAUGGUGGUCGGAGUCUGUCAGGACACAAUCCAAUUCCCAACAGAGGACCAGUGUGUUUUGGUCGGAGAAAUGGACGGAGUUCGCAUUAUCAGCUCGACCAAUCAGGAGCUGCUGCAGGAGGUUCCUCUGGUGUGUCAGGAAAUCUUCAAAAUCGCUUCCAUGGCUCCCGGUGCUCUUCUGCUGGAGGCCCACAGGGAGUACGAGAAGUCGAGUCAGAAGGCUGAUGAGUACCUGAGAGAGAUCAAAGAGCAAAGCAUGCUUGGAGAAGCGGUUUCCCAAUGCAUCGAGGCAGCAGGACACGAAUACGACCCAAAUACGCAGAAAUCCCUGAUGAGGGCCGCAUCCUUCGGUAAAUGUUUCCUGACGGACUUCAGUCCUGGUCAGUUCGUGACGACCUGCAGAGAACUCAGAGUGCUGAAUUCCGUGAGGGAGAGCAGCGUGGGGCUGCCCCUCACUCACACUCAAUUUAAACAGAUGACUCUCCAGGUGUUGAUUGAUAGGUUGGUGUAUCGACAGUUUUAUCCAUUAGCGAUAGAAAUGUGUCGUUACCUGAAGAUUCCAGAUUAUCAGGGAGUCAGCAGAGUCCUUAAACACUGGGCUUCAUGCAAGGUGCAGCAGAAGGACCUAUCCGAUGAGGCCAUAGCCCGAGCGAUGUGCGCUAAGGUGGGAGACUCACCUGGUGUUUCUUAUUCGGACAUCGCAGCCAAAGCUUACGAAUGUGGACGCACUGAGCUCGCCAUCAAGUUGUUGGACUUUGAAGCCCGGUCUGGAGAGCAGGUUCCUCUGCUGUUAAAGAUGAAGAGGAGUCAGUUGGCUCUGAGUAAAGCCGUGGAGAGCGGCGACACUGACCUAGUUUACACGGUGGUGACGUACCUAAAGAACGAGAUGAACAGGGGAGACUUCUUCAUGACACUAAGGAAUCAACCAGUGGCUUUAAGCCUCUACAGACAGUUCUGUAAACUGCAGGAACAAGAAACUCUGAAGGACCUUUAUAACCAGGACGAUGACCACAAGGAACUUGCCAACUACUACGUUACUGCCAGCUACAGAGAAAAGAGGUUAGAGAGCCGUCUGUCUCUGCUGCAGAGUGCUGUGGAUGAAUACAACAAAGCCAAGAAUGAGUUCUCUGCAAAGGCCACAGAGGAAGAAAUGCGUCUCCUACGUUUCCAACGCAAACUCGAUGAUGAGAAAGGGGCGGGGCUACUGGAACUCUCUCUACAGGCUACCAUGGAGGCUCUGUUGGCUUUAGGACUCUACAAACAAGCAGAGCAACUGUACAGGGACUUCAGAGUACCUGACAAAAGGUAUUGGUGGUUAAAACUCAAGUCCCUGGCAGAGAAGGAGGAGUGGGAUGAGCUGGAGAAGUUCUCAAAGAGCAAGAAGUCCCCUAUUGGCUACCUGGCGUUUGUCGAAGUUUGCAUGAAGAGUAACAACAAGUACGAAGCCAAGAAGUAUGUUUCCAAGGUAACACCUGAGCAGAGGGUCAAAGCUCACCUAGCAAUCAGUGAUCUUGACGGAGCAGCAGACGCCGCCAUUGAGAGGAAGAAUGACUCUGAGAUUGCGACGGUCCUCUCGAGAUGCUCCGCCGCCGACCGUCUGUUGAUUGAAAGGUUGAACCGAGCCUCCACUGCCAAAAAGUGAUCCUCCGUUCAGAGUAGAUGAACAGGCAGCUGAUGGUCUGCUGCCGCAUAGUGAUCCACAAAUAAGAAACCAGUUCCUUCAUGUCUGAGCAUAUUAUUGAACAAGCAUGUUAUCUUCUUCCUUGUUUCUGUCUGACCUUUGAAUCUCCUGUUCCUAUCAACGUUUUGUACUGCUGCCGUUUCAAAUCUAAGAGCCUUCCCCGAGAGAACCGGCGGGAUAUUUUUAUUUCGAAGUUACAAGAAAUAUUUGACAAAGUGAACUGAUAUAAAUGUUUAUAUUCUGGUUCUACUUCUCUAUAGUAUCGAAUUAAAUUAUUUUUAUCAUUUUUUAAUUUCUUUUGAACAAAAACUUCCCGAGCUUUGUCUGAAUUAGUUGCAUGUUUAAUCACACAAAAUUAGGUUUAAUAUGUACUCGGUAAUCGAUAAUAAAAAUUGAUUAUACAGAA